Pseudogymnoascus destructans is the source of this 632-nucleotide messenger RNA. RefSeq lists its product as uncharacterized. The record is from RefSeq and is a predicted model, not a curated record. NCBI's taxonomy places the organism in Eukaryota, Fungi, Ascomycota, Leotiomycetes, Thelebolales, Thelebolaceae. The transcript has 3 exons. The coding region runs from base 1 to 591 and encodes 196 amino acids.
AUGCCGCCACGUCAGACCUGUAGUGAAGCGGCUGCGAGCCUUGAGCGUGAGCGUAGUGGAGUGGCUGCACUUGAGAACGCACCUGAGGAGUCAGGGGCAUCAAGCCCCUUAUCCCAGGCUCACAGCUCCCCUGGCGCAGAAGUCCAGCUUGCUAUGGUUGGUUCAACUCGAAGUAAGGGAAUGCAAAGCACUCGGCAGGUGGAGGAGUCGAAGAAACGGGCGAGCCGAAGCCAGGCCCGGCUUCAGAACGGAGGUGAGCUCGUAGCUGCCGAAGCCCACGAGCUUCGGGCCCAGAAAGCCGAGCUUCGGGCCCAGAAGCUCGCAGCCAAAGAAGCCCGGGAGGCUCGCCAGGCUAGAAACCAGGCCCAGAAGCAGCUCCACCAGGCUGGAAUUAAGGCCCGGAAAGAAGAGCGUUUCCGGAAGAAGAGCCUGGCUACUCUUCAGGGAUUAGGCCUCCCAAUUCCUCCGGAAUUAGAGGUCCCAAUUCCUGAUCCAGAAACCCUCGAAAGUGAGGGCGAAUAUGAGAAUGGGAGUGGAAAUGGGAGCGGGAAUGGGAGUGAUCAUGGGAAUGAGGAAAUGAUAAUUUUUUAAAAUGGUGAAAUUUUGUACCUUUACAUACAAUUUACUAUAGG